AUGACGGCAUAUGUCCUCCACAAGCAGGAUGGAUUCGUCUUACCCUUUACCUUGACUGUCAUCGAUACUCCAGGGUUUGGUGACACUGAAGGAAUCGAGGCAGAUGAACGAUUGAGAAAUAUGUUCAGGGAAUUUUUUACCGAUGGUGGAAACAUAGGUGUAGAUCAACUUCAUGGAAUCUGCUUUGUUGUUCCGGACUCUCUGGCAAGACAUACCCAAAAAUACAUCUUCGACUCAAUUUUGGCCCUGUUUGGAAGAGACGUGGAGAAAAAUAUUUACAUUCUAUUCACAUUUUCGGACGGUCAGAAACCACCCGCUCUGAGUGCAAUCAAUGCUGCAGGCAUCCCCUUCAGGAAAUCAUUUGCAUUGAAUAACUCUGCAUUCUUCGUCAGACCAGAUCCUGAUGAUUUGAGUAGAAUGAUCUGGAAUAUGGGAAAGUCCAGCUUUCAGAAAUUCUUCGACGACUUCCUGAAGACAGAGCCUGUGAGUCUAUCACUGACGAAGGAAGUCCUGCAGGAGAGGAAGCAAUUGGACGUAGCACUCCAGGGGAUCCUACCUCAACUUCAGAACGCGAGUGAUCAUUACAACAACCAGUAUCGCUUCGAAUUAUACGAGGAAGAAGAGACAAAUACGUACAUGGACCUGAAAAUAAAAUAUGAAUCGGCGCAAGGACGAAAAUUGAAAUCUGAGGGUGUUCUAAAAGCACUCAUCAGGGAAUUCAACCAAGAGAGAGCCAAGAUUUUAGAGCUGGCCAAGAGGGCGCACAAGUGCUUGCAGAGACUCGAAGUAAUAGCCCUGAAGCCUGAUCCUUUGCGCCUCACCGAUUACCUUGAUAUCUUGAUAGAGAGCGAGAGACGAGACGGAAAAGAUGGCUUCAUUCAGAGGAUCAAAUACCUUGAAGACGCAAAGAAGAAAGCGAAUUUAGUGGAAUUUAUCAGUGGGGAAAUGGAUCCUUUCGAGGAAUGUAUGAAAGAAUUCAAAGAACAAGGUAUGGAUAUUUCCAUGUUUGACCCGGAUCCCAUAAAGGAUAAAUCUCUGAUGACCAAGGCAUGGAAAGGAGUCAAGGUCAUGUUUGGUUUCCGUGGCAAAGACAAGGGCCCGUCAAGUUCAUAG
This is a messenger RNA of Darwinula stevensoni, 1113 nucleotides long. The record is from the annotation of a GenBank genome assembly. NCBI's taxonomy places the organism in Eukaryota, Metazoa, Arthropoda, Ostracoda, Podocopida, Darwinulidae.